Diprion similis is the source of this 4570-nucleotide messenger RNA. RefSeq names its product membrane-associated protein Hem (gene Hem). Bases 273 to 3641 code for a protein of 1122 amino acids. The transcript is spliced from 2 exons. Gene Ontology annotation, cellular component: SCAR complex. Lineage: Eukaryota; Metazoa; Arthropoda; Insecta; Hymenoptera; Diprionidae. Gene Ontology annotation, biological process: cell projection assembly; neuron projection morphogenesis; cell migration. The record is from RefSeq and is a predicted model, not a curated record.
UGCAAGAGCGAUAACUUCAAGUGGUGAGUAAGUUUACACAUCGAUGUGUAGUGGGUGUUGAUAAUUUUGUAAAACUGUUACAAUGAAAUGAUAAAUUUGUUAUAUUUCAGAUAUCGCUGUGCGCCGAAAUUACGUUGGAAAUCCUGUCAAGCCUAGAGGCUACCCCUGGGUGGGGUCUCCUGUCAUCCGGAAACAGAGUUGACACUUGGUCCAAUAAAUUAUGAGGAGAUUCUACUGAUUCGUCGCUGUUCUUCGACAACCAGGCCACGAAAAUGGCGCGACCAAUUAUACCAAGCCAGCAGAAACUGGCUGAAAAGCUGGCGAUAUUGAACGACCGAGGCACUGGAAUGCUCACUCGUAUUUACAACAUUAAAAAAGCAUGCGGCGAUGCCAAAUCCAAGCCUGGGUUUCUGUCCGACAAAACAUUGGAGUCUGCGAUUAAAUACAUCAUCCGAAGAUUUCCCAACAUCGACAUCAAGGGUCUGGCUGCGAUAACGAACCUCCGCAACGAGAUUAUCAAGUCUCUGUCCCUCUACUACUACACCUUCGUUGACCUCCUCGACUUCAAAGACAACGUCUGUGAAUUGCUGACUACGAUGGAUGCCUGCGGAGUUCAUAUGGAUAUAACGAUAAAUUUUGACGUGACAAAGGGCUACCUGGACCUGGUCAUCACCUAUGUAAGUCUGAUGAUACUUCUGUCCAGAGUCGAGGAUCGAAAAGCUGUUUUAGGCCUAUUCAACGCGGCCCAUGAGAUGGUCCACAGUCAGUCAGAUCCCAGCUUUCCGAGACUAGGCCAGAUGAUCAUGGACUAUGAUGCGCCUCUUAAGAAAUUAUCCGAGGAGUUUGUACCGCAUGGUAAAUUACUGAUAAAUGCGCUGAUGUCGCUGUGGCCAAUUUACCCUGGAAGAAAUUUAUCGGCAGACACAUGGAGAGCUGACAAGAAACUCAGCCUCGUCGGAAGUCCAGGACAGCUGCUUAAAGCUGCCAUUACGGACACGAUGUCCUGUGAAACGUUGAGCUUGGAUAGAUUAGAGAGAUGGGUUGUCCUUGGUUUCACUCUGUGUCACACGGUCCUUAACCAGGAGCAACCCAGUAAGCUAUGGACCACCGCUCUCGAAUCAGGAUGGGUUUUAGCUCUGUUUAGGGACGAAGUCAUUUACAUCCACCAAUACAUUCAGUCGUUCUUUGAGAGCAUGAAAGGAUACAGCAAGAGAGUAUCUGAAGUAAAGGACUGCUACAGUCAAGCCAUUCAGAAAGCUGGACACAGGCAUCGAGAGAGACGAAAAUUUUUAAGAACAGCCCUGAAGGAGUUGGGGCUGAUAUUGUCCGAUCAUCCAGGGCUCUUAGGGCCAAAAGCGCUGCUAGUCUUCAUGGGAUUAUCUCACGCUCGAGACGAAGUGCUGUGGCUCUUGAGGCAUGGCGACAAUCCGCCUAUCCAAGGGAAAGGAAAGGGUCGCGGAGGCGAUGACCUCGUUGACAGACAGCUGCCUGAACUGCUGUUUCACUGCGAGGAAUUACGCGCUCUAGUUAGAAAGUAUUCCCAAGUCCUACAACGAUAUUACGUUCAAUUUUUGUCCGGAUUUGACGCACCCGCUCUACAUCAAAUGAUACAAAAUUUACCUUUAUCUCCAGUGGACGAAGGAGCCAUUCUGAGCGACAUGUGCACUUCGAUUGCAAGUUUAACAGUAAAACAGGUCGAGGAUAACGAGUUGUUUGAUUUUCGUGCAUUCAGACUUGACUGGUUUAGAUUGCAGGCUUAUAUGUCGGUUGCAAAGUGCAAUAUGAAUCUCGCGGAUAACAGGGAAUUGGCUUCGUUUAUGGACGGCAUUAUUUUCCACACAAAAAUGGUUGACAAUUUGGACGAAAUGUUGGUGGAAACUUCCGAUCUCUCGAUAUUUUGCUUUUACAGCAAGAUAUUCGAAGAUCAAUUUCACAUGUGUUUAGAAUUUCCCGCCCAGAAUCGAUACAUUGUUGCAUUUCCAUUGAUGUGUAGCCAUUUCCAAAGCUGCACGCAUGAACUUUGCCCGGAAGAACGUCAUCAUAUCAGAGAAAGAAGUCUGUCUGUUGUUAACAUGUUUUUGGAUGAAAUGGCUAAAGAGGCUAAAAAUAUAAUAACCAUAAUUUGUGACGAGCAGUGUACAAUGUCAGAUAAGCUUUUGCCUAAGCACUGCGCAGCCCAAAUAUCUCAAGUAGUGAAUCGCAAGAAAAAGGAUAAAAACAAAAAGAAUAUGUACGAGAUUCAUAAACCUGGUAUUGAAAGCUACAGAAAAACGCGAGAAGACCUUACAACAAUGGACAAACUUCACAUGGCUCUGACAGAAUUGUGUUUCGCAAUAAAUUCUUGCCCCACCAUUAAUGUCUGGGAAUACACAUUUGCUCCUAGGGAGUACUUGCAUCAACAUUUGGAAACACGAUUCGCUAAAGCUUUAGUUGGUAUGGUGAUGUUCAAUCCGGAUACUAGCGUCAUUGCUAAACCAUCAGAGUUAUUUGUCAGCGUUAGAGCUUACAUGAACGUAUUGCAAACUGUCGAAAACUAUGUUCACAUUGAUAUAACUAGAGUUUUUAAUAAUGCCUUGCUGCAACAAACUCAACAGCUCGAUAGCCAUGGAGACAAAACUAUAGCUUCGUUGUACAUGCAGUGGUACUCCGAAGUGCUAUUGAGACGAGUAAGCGCAGGGAACAUUUGCUAUUCGGGAAAUCAAAGAGCAUUUGUCAGCUUGACUGCCGAGAGUGCGAUUCCCUUUAACGCGGAGGAAUUUUCUGAUAUUAACGAACUCAGGGCUCUUGCUGAACUGAUUGGACCUUACGGUAUGAAAAUGUUGAACGAAACACUGAUGUGGCACAUCGCGAGUCAGGUGCAAGAGCUGAAAAAAUUAGUAGCUGGUAAUAAGGACGUUUUAGUUGCACUGAGAACGAACUUUGAUAAGCCUGAAGUGAUGAAGGAACAAUUCAAAAGGCUACAGCAAGUCGACAAUGUUCUCCAAAGGGUUACAAUAGUUGGGGUGAUUUUGAGCUUCAGACAAUUAGCCCAGGCAGCUUUGGUUGACGUUUUAGAGGAGCGGAUUCCAUUUUUGCUCAGUUCUAUACUAGACUUUCGGCACCACUUGCCUUCGGGCGAUCCGAUGAGGAUUGUUUCCGAAAUGACAUCUGCUGCAGGGCUGACAUGCAAAGUUGAUCCAACCUUAGCAGCGGCUUUGAGGAGUCAAAAAGCUGAGGCAGAUGAGGACGAGCAUCUUUUAGUCUGUUUGUUAAUGGUAUUUGUCGCUGUUUCCAUUCCAAAAUUAGCUCGGAAUGAAAAUUCGUUCUAUAGGGCCUCGUUGGAGGGGCAUUCUAACAACAUACAUUGCAUGGCCACUGCCAUAAACAAUAUAUUCGGUGCAUUAUUCACGAUAUGCGGUCAAAACGAUAUUGAAGACAGAAUGAAGGAGUUUUUGGCGCUAGCAUCGUCCAGUCUUUUGAGAUUAGGGCAGGAGGCAGACAAAGAGGCAACAAAGAAUAGAGAAUCUGUGUACCUUCUUCUGGAUCAGAUCGUUCAAGAAUCACCAUUUCUAACCAUGGAUUUAUUGGAGAGCUGUUUUCCAUAUGCGUUAAUACGUAACGCUUAUCACGAUGUGUAUAAAAUGGGCCAAGCACAGCAAUAACGACGCUCGGAAAUAAACAAGGACAGCGAGUAUUUUCUUACUGUGUAAGCUUGCCGUGAAUCGAAGAUAGUUUCGUAAUAGUAUAUGUUAUUCGGUAAGUCGAACUCUGAGACGCGCAUUUCCAUAAACUGAUUAUUUUCUAUAGCAUAAUAUUAUCUCUAGAAUAUAAUGUACACCUAAUAGUGGUAUUAGAUUGUUUGAGGCUACCUGAUUUGAAUAUUGAAACCAAUGGAGCCAAUCAAGAAAUAUUUUUUAUUUUAUACGCCUAUGUAAAUCAAAGUACCUCUGAUCCAAAUCUUGUUUUGGCUCUAGGAAAUGAAUUGUAAUAGAUAGAUUGAGUAAUACCAAUAUUUAUAGCAUGUAGUUUAUUGUAAUUUUAUAACGUAAACAGAAAUGAAACAAGCGAUAACAUUCUUAUUCGUUAAAACUAGUUGGAUAUUAUUUGAACAUCAAAAUCGUGGGAAAAAUGCGACUUGCGCAAACUUUUUAUUUCAUUUUUCAGUAGAAUAGCUUGCAAGUUCUUUAUUUUUUCAAUAUUUUAUUGAUUCUUCGUAAGCUGUAGUACAAAUGCAGUUUAUAUUUAUAUGUAUUUACAACAUAAAGUAUAAUUAUCGUACCAUGUAUGGUAUGAUACAUUUAUCAGUUAACAAUAAGCUAAUGUUUUUAUUGCAAAUUGUAACUAUUUUGAAAUAGUUUAUAUCUAUACUGAUAAUAAAGUCAAUCAUCUCUACGUCCGGUCGAAAUAUAUCAAGCCAAAAGCUAUAUCUCCGUGCAAUAAACCAUGUCUUUUCUUUGUAAUACAAAUAUACGGGGUAAUCAAUGUACAUAAAUCAGUUUUCGGAAUAUUUAAAUAUUCUAGUAUGCUAAUUGUCCAUCAAUUAUCCGAUAACAAUUUGAUUUUUGCCUAUACGCUUAUCGUACAAUUCGUU